Myxocyprinus asiaticus (Chinese sucker) is the source of this 4675-nucleotide messenger RNA. Its product is annotated as disintegrin and metalloproteinase domain-containing protein 15-like. The record is from RefSeq and is a predicted model, not a curated record. Gene Ontology annotation, molecular function: integrin binding; metalloendopeptidase activity. Gene Ontology annotation, biological process: innate immune response; proteolysis; integrin-mediated signaling pathway. The transcript is spliced from 25 exons. NCBI's taxonomy places the organism in Eukaryota, Metazoa, Chordata, Actinopteri, Cypriniformes, Catostomidae. Bases 497 to 3427 code for a protein of 976 amino acids.
GUGAACCAAACCGGACACUAAAGAGUUAACGAGAAAGAGGAAAUCCUAUCUUGUUGGUCACACUAAAAAAUACGAUUAUACUGCCUCAGUUUAACACUAGCGACCGGAUGGAUUGCGCACUCUAUGAUGCGAGUCAUAAAGAAAGGUUAUUCUGCAAGGUUAAUACUACACGCGAAUUUGGUUUUGUAAAUCUCCUAACGAAACGGGCGAAAUAGGGAAUCCAUUAUUAUUUCUUGGACAGAGGUGAGGUUUUCAGCAGGAUGUCGGUUCCCCCUGACAGAGCAACACUGGGCCGGGAGCUCGCUGUCAGAACGGACCGCAGUUCGGCGUUCCGCAGGUGAAUAGCCGGGUGCGCAUGCACACGUCCGCGUGACGGGUACGGAUCAGCGCCUCUGAACGCGGACUCGCAGGAGCUGUCCAAACGUUAUUACACUGUUCUUAAGAAGUGUACUGAUCAGCUACUCCACUUUAAAUCAAAGAAAACUGUCACUGGGCCAUGAAGCCGCACCAUCAGCUGUUCAGGUGUUUUUGGCGAACCCUCCUCAAUGUUCUUCUGUUUGAGGGCUCACCGCUCGUGAUGUUCAGGGGUUCCCUCACUCUCACCCUGACCAGAGAUAACAGCAGCUACACACUGCAGGAGGAUGCGCGGAUAACUCACUCGUCUCACAUUGUUUCAAGUCAUAGUAGAGAGUUGAAGACUUUGGUCAAGACCAUGCCGUUUGCUUUAGUGGAUGGAGUUAAGAGAAGACUGAGUGAUGUUUUACAGAAUGGUCACCCUGAUAGACUCCAGUGUGGUUUAAAUGUGGGAACCAGCUUGUACAUCCUGGACCUGGAGAAAAACCAAGAUCUUUUGCCAAAGCCACCUCACGUGUUCUACUACCUGCCAAAUGGAACCGUGGUAUCCAUGGAGCAGAAUCCAGUGACCCACUGUUACUAUCACGGCUCAGUGCAAGGUUUCCCUCAGUCCCGUGUAGCUCUCAGCUCUUGCUCUGGGUUACGGGGAGUGAUCGUCAUUAACGCCACACUGAGCUUUGAGCUACAUCCUGAUGAAGAAGAAGUUAAUAAAGAUGAGGAGGGGAGUGGAGAAAUGGAAGAUGGAUUCAUGCAUGUGAUCUAUCUUACUCACCAGCAAACAUCUGAAUCUAGAGACUGCGGAGUAUCUCACACUUUUAUUCCUCCCAUUCAGAUCAUUCCACAAACACACAGGAGUAAGAGAGACAUUCUUUCAGAGACCAAAUAUAUUGAACUUGUGCUGGUGGCAGAUCAUAAAGAGUAUGUGAACUAUCAGAAGAAUAAUAAAACCAUUAUCUACCGCAUGCUGGAUGUGGCAAAUCAAGUGGAUUGGUUCUAUCGGCCGCUAAAUGUGCGUGUGGCUCUGCUGGGUUUGGAGAUCUGGAAUGACCAGGAUAAGAUCCAGGUGGAUAAAAGUCCCACUGAAACUCUAAACCGCUUCCUGGAGUGGAGGACGAGGGAGCUGCUACCACGACUACGGCAUGACAAUGCACAGCUAAUCAUGGGUGAGUCAUUUGGUGGGACGACGGUUGGCAUGGCAUCUCAGUCCUCCAUGUGCUCAAGGGAUCGAUCUGGAGGAGUGAAUGUGGAUCACCUGGUAAGUGUGUUGGGUGUGGCCUCCACAGUAGCACAUGAACUAGGUCACAACCUGGGAAUGAGCCACGAUACUGCCAACCGAAGCUGUCAGUGUCAGAACGAGCCACGCCUUGGAGGCUGCAUCAUGGAGCCCUCUACUGGGUUUAUGCCAAGUCAGCUCUUCAGCAGUUGCAGUGAGCGGGAUCUCUCUCUCAGUCUGCUGCAUGGUGGCGGGAUGUGUCUGUUUAACGUACCUCAGCCGGAGAGUCUUAUGGGAGGUCCGCGCUGCGGGAACUUGUAUGUGGAGAAAGGAGAAGAGUGUGACUGUGGCCUGCUGGAUGAAUGUAAUGAUCCUUGCUGCAAUUCCAGUACAUGUAAACUAGUUCAAGGUGCCCAGUGUUCUUCUGAUGGUAUCUGCUGUGAAAACUGCAAGCUGCGUGUGGCUGGGUGGGUGUGUCGAGAGCCCAUAGGAGAUUGUGAUUUGCCGGAGUACUGCACUGGUACCUCCCCCUACUGCCCACCCAAUGUGUUCCUGCAGAAUGGAGAGCUGUGCAAGGGUGGGGCAUCUUUCUGCUACAGCGGUGUGUGUGCCAGUCUGGAUGCGCAGUGCCAAAUGCUCUGGGGACCAAACUCCACCCAUGCUCCACCCAUCUGCUUCUCUUCAGUGAAUAAACAGGGCAAUAAGUAUGGAAACUGCGGCCAGAUGCCCAAUGGUUCCUACAUCCCCUGCUUGAAAGGGGAUGUGCACUGUGGGAGGGUCCAGUGUCAGGGUGGAAGUGACCGUCCUCUGCUGGGCUCCAAUGCUGAGAUUCUGACCACAAAGGUUAAAUUGAACCAGAGUGACUUUAUCUGUCGAGGGACCUAUUUUAAUCUCGGUGAUGAUGUUUCUGACCCAGCAAUGGUGGCCCAGGGGACUGCUUGUGGAUCCAACAAGGCUUGUGUGGACCAACGCUGUCAGGACGUUUCCAUGUUUGGUGUAGAAGAAUGCCGCAGGAAGUGCAAUGGCCAUGGGGUGUGUAACAGUAACAAGAAUUGUCACUGUGAUGAGGGCUGGGCUCCUCCUGAUUGCAGAUACUCUGGUACUGGAGGCAGUGUGGACAGUGGCCCCACACGAGAACCCAGAGAUUCUGAUCCUGCACAGAUGGCUCUGCUGGUGAUCUUCCUGUUUGUGUUGCCAGUCGGGCUGCUGUUUGUUGCAUUCCGGUUCCCCCGCUGUCGCCGAAGCCUUGUGAACCUCGGCCACACGCCCUUCAACAAAACUCGACAGAGCCGGACACCUGCUAUGGAGCUAACAAAUGCUCGAAAUGGAGAUCAGGUGCAGCCGCUCAGAUACCAGUGGCCACACCAGAAUGACAUCCCUCUCACACAGACUGUCAACAAGGUCCAGCAUAGGCCUGCUGCUCCAACUAAACCUCUUCCACCUGAUCCUGUCUCUAAACCUGCUCAGUUGGCAGGCCACUGGCCCGCCCCUCCGACCAAGCCCCUUCCUCCUGACCCCAUCCCCUCAGAGAGCAAGAUGCAAGGCAAGCCCACAGGUGCGCGGCCAGCUGCACCGAGAAAACCCCUCCCCCCUGACCCUGUCCUCUCUGACCGACAGGUAUCACACCAGAAACCUGUUCCUCCUAAACCUCCAGUUCCCAAGAAACCAUUGCCUGUGGAUCCUUCAUCCCAGCCUCCUCCUCCACUCCCACAGCUGGGGCAUGCGGGAUCUGCUGCAUCAUCUUCAUCCUCUUACUCACACAGCCCUACGUCAGCUAACGCUCCUGCCAGAACUUCUCCCCAUCCAUCUCUUCAGAGACACAAGCACCCUGGGAAACCCCAUUCUCCACACCUAGUAUAGCCAGUAAGGAAACACUGGUCGGGUGUUGCUCUGCUGUGGGAGACUGCGUGACGUAGACUUGCACAUUUCUAUUUGCACUGAACCCGAGAGUGGACUUGAUUCUGCAAGGUGAAACCUUGACACUUGCGGGAAUUCCUCUCUUGCUUUGCAUCUGAAUCAGAACUUAAACUUCUAACUCACUUUGAGGCUCAGUGGGCCAUAAGACAAAUUGCAGACUCCAAUAUUAGUGAAAAAAUAUUUUUAUUCUCAAGAACUUUUUAAGAGUGGACAUAAAGUGGACAUACAUAUUUUAUUUGUCUAUGUGAUUCAGAAGUCCAGUUCAGUGCAUGGAAAUAGCCAGGAUAUGACCAGAUGAUGCCUUGAAGGAAGGAAUCUUGAUGUCUUCCUCUGAGAUGCUUAAUGCAUCCUCAAUUGCCUGCCUAUUGAUGAACUGAUCUUUCUUAGAGAAUCUCUGUGGUGCCUAAUUAAUCAGCCAGACACCAUGCCAUCAAUGAUUAUGUAGAACGCUCUAAAUAAAUUCUGAAAUUCUACUGAAUUUCAGAAUUUUCUUAAAGGUGCACUCAAUAAUUUUUUGUUUAUGUUCACUGGCCUAUAUGGCAAUUGUCUUAUACUGACACCUAGCGGAGUGGAUGCAGCAUCACACAGAAGUUGCCAAUGCCAUUUUAGAAAUUCCCUAUUUGCAGUGAGCCAUAAUUAAUUUAUUCCAUUAGCUAAAAUACCCAGAUUAAGCGAGUAGUAUUCGGCUGGUCAUGGGCUUUCAACAUGUCAGCCCCCAUGAUCUGCUCCCUUUAAAAUCAGCUUUUAUUAGGCCACUGAGAUGACUGGAGAUGUCAUCUCAUUUGAGUGCUUUUAAAAAUAUUUGUAAAAAGUACUAUUUAAUUAUGUGUACAGCUUUUAGUUUACUAAGUGCACUUUUAAUUUCUCCAGCUGUAAAUUCCCAUUAGUUUAAAGACAGCUCAUGUCCAGUAAAUUCCAUUUGGCAACAGCUGUCUCAUUACAGACAUUUACAUUGCACACAAAUCUACACACACACAUAGCCUCCAUGAAGUCGGUGUCUUAUAACAGUAUCAAGACAAAUCAGAUUGCAAAUUGUGAAUAUAAAUUAUGCUGCAGGGAAAUGCUGGCUGAUUGGAAGAUGUACACUUCUUCACUCAAAACACCGAGGUAGGUAUUUGAAGAUAUUUAAGUGUAUUUUGAAAUAUGCCAUAUUUUUAAUGCAAUAAACAUGGGAUCUAUUUUUACAGUUGA